AUGGGCAUGGGAACAGGGAGACGAAAGCCCCCUCUCAAUGGCUCCCUGUCAGACAAACGCUUCGACGUCUAUAAAUACCCAGCCACCGCCGGCUUAUCAUCUCAUUUUCUACCCUUGGACUCUGCAGAUCAGCUCAAACCCCUGAAGACCUACGUGGACCCCCACACUUACGAAGACCCCAAUCAGGCGGUCUUGAAGUUCACCACCGAGAUCCACCCUUCCAGCAUUUCUCGGCAUAAAGUGAUCGGAGCAGGAGAAUUUGGUGAGGUUUACAAAGGCAUUCUGAAAAGCGGCAAGAAGGAGAACCCCGUGGCCAUAAAGACGCUGAAAUCCGGCUACACCGAAAAACAACGCAUUGACUUUCUGAGCGAGGCAAGCAUCAUGGGGCAGUUCUGUCAUCAAAACAUCAUCCAUUUGGAAGGAGUUGUCUCCAAAUUUAAGCCUUUCAUGAUCAUCACCGAAUACAUGGAGAACGGUGCCUUGGAUAAGUUCCUAAGGGAAAAAGACGGGGAGUUUUGUGUCAUCCAGUUGGUAGGCAUGUUGAGAGGAAUCGCUUCCGGGAUGAAAUAUUUGGCCAGCAUGAACUACGUCCAUCGGGAUCUGGCUGCUCGCAAUAUCCUCGUGGACAGCCAGCUGGUCUGCAAAGUCUCCGAUUUUGGUCUGUCCCGUGUCCUGGAGGAUGAUCCCGAAGCUACUUAUACCACCAGC
Molecule: messenger RNA, 708 nt
Organism: Thamnophis sirtalis
Lineage: Eukaryota; Metazoa; Chordata; Lepidosauria; Squamata; Natricidae
Source: RefSeq, a predicted model, not a curated record